Psilocybe cubensis is the source of this 378-nucleotide messenger RNA. RefSeq lists its product as uncharacterized. Lineage: Eukaryota; Fungi; Basidiomycota; Agaricomycetes; Agaricales; Agrocybaceae. The transcript has 2 exons. The record is from RefSeq and is a predicted model, not a curated record. The coding region runs from base 1 to 378 and encodes 125 amino acids.
AUGAAGUUUACGAUCGCUGCUCUCGCUGUCGCUCUCAGCGUUGUCGCUCCUGUCUUCGCUCUUCCUGAGCCUAUCCCAGCAUCCCCCGAGCCCACAGUCUACAGCGGCCCUGCUGACGAUGUUGUCCUCGACAAGCGAGCCAACAGCGCCACCGUUAAGGUCGACGGACUUAGAUACCGCAGAUGCCCAAGGACCUCUUGCGAUGCAGUUGGACAAUAUGCUAAGGGCACCAAAAUCUCCAUCACUUGCUAUACCCGCCAGAACACCACUGUCGUCAAUGGCGAUGCUGGUUGGGGGAAAUUGACCAACGGAUACUGGGUUGCCCUUGCGAAUGGACAAUACGUUAGCUGGACUGGAGCUAUUCCAUACUGCUCUUAA